CGUGACAUGAUAUCACCUCCACAAGUAUUUUAUGCAAUGAGUGCAUAUUCAUAAUAAUCAUCACUCCAGCUAUUAUUAAAGAUCAGGAAAUCUCACCGAGAAAGAACUAAAAAAAAAAAAAAAAAGAUUAUCAGAAAUUAACUGCAUUAAUGGAAUCAGACGAGGCAAGUUUGAGAGGCCAAGCGGAGAUAUGGAAGUACAUGUUCAACUUUGCGGAUUCCUUGGCCUUGAGAUGCGCUGUGGAGCUCAAAAUUCCCGACAUCAUUAACUCCCACGGCGGCCCAAUAACUCUGGCCCAAAUAGCCUCCUCCAUUCCCAACACUUCCUCUGAUCCGGACAUCUCGUGCCUCGCGCGCAUCAUGCGCCUCCUGGUCCGCCGAAAGAUCUUCACCGCCCACCAACCAUCGGACGGCUCCGGAAACAGCACCAUUCUCUACGGCCUGACCCACUCGUCAAAGUGGCUCUUGCGUGACACGUUAGGCGAUGAUCAGCAUACUCUGGCUCCGAUUUUUCUGAUGGAGACCCAUCCGUGGCUUGUGUCUCCGUGGCACUGCUUUAGCCGUUGCAUCAAGGAGGGUGGGAUUGCCUUCGAGAAGUCCCAUGGACGUGAGAUAUGGGAUUUCGCAUCCGAGAAUCCAGAGUUCAACAAGCUCUUCAAUGAUGGGAUGGAAUGCACGGCCAAGAUCAUUCUGAAGGCGAUCUUGUCGGAGUAUAAAGAUGGGUUCGAUUAUUUGGGGUCGUUGGUUGACGUGGGUGGUGGGACCGGUGGAGCCCUAUCUGAGAUCGUGAAAUCUCAUCCGCACAUCAAGGGAACCAACUUUGAUCUUCCGCAUGUCGUCGCUACGGCACCAGCGUACCCGGGAGUGUCCCAUGUUGGAGGCGACAUGUUUGAGAGUAUCCCAAAUGCCGAUGCUGUUUUCAUGAAGUGGAUAAUGCAUGACUGGGGAGAUGAAGAUUGUGUGAAGAUCUUAAAAAAUUGCCGGAAAGCAAUACCAGAAAAAAGUGGGAAAGUUAUUAUAAUAGAUGUAGUUUUGAACCCCGAAGGCAAUGGACUAUUUGAUGACACGGGGUUAAUAUUUGACCUUGUAAUGGUUGCCCAUGCUUCAGGUGGAAAAGAGAGAACUGAGAAUGAAUGGAAGAAGAUCUUGAAAGAAGGAGGUUUCUCUCGCUACAAAAUCGUCAAAAUUCCUGCCUUAACAUCCAUAAUUGAGGCCUAUCCACAGUGAUCACCUUAUCAUAUAUAUUCAGUGAAGUGCGUACCUUAAUUUGUCUAGAUAAAUUAUUGGUGUCUCCAUUAUGAUCGACCCAUUAAUGUUGGAUAGUUUAGUUGGUCCUACUUGUUAUAUCAUCUUAGUUCUAGUUUUUAUUUUAUUUGUGCCACAUUGAAAUAAUUGAAUCCCGGAACUGAGUGUGUCGGCUCACUAAUAAAUUGUGUUUAUUUUUA
Morus notabilis is the source of this 1444-nucleotide messenger RNA. RefSeq names its product xanthohumol 4'-O-methyltransferase. NCBI's taxonomy places the organism in Eukaryota, Viridiplantae, Streptophyta, Magnoliopsida, Rosales, Moraceae. Gene Ontology annotation, molecular function: protein dimerization activity; S-adenosylmethionine-dependent methyltransferase activity; O-methyltransferase activity. The record is from RefSeq and is a predicted model, not a curated record. Bases 150 to 1226 code for a protein of 358 amino acids. The transcript is spliced from 2 exons. Gene Ontology annotation, biological process: methylation.